AGUCAGACUUUUUGCGACACAUCGUCAGAAUAAAUCGCCAGAGAGGAGCCGACCGAUGGCUGCCGUCGUUCAGCGUCAACUACAUCAGAGACUGUUUUAAUCUGUGCUGCAGGUUUAGUGGAGCGGUGCUAUGUCUUCGGGAAUGACUGGACAAACACCGUGCCUAACCAGCCGAUGGGAUCAGCCAGCCCAACCUAAACCGAGUGUAGAUGUAAGGCAGCAGAGGAGUAGUCAAAAUGCAGGCCACCCUGUCUCUUUAUCAGGAGUUGUCAGCACUGCAGGUUCAAACAGUACAGUGUCCCAGCCACCACAAAUGGGAGAAAAGCCAGCGCCCCAGGGAGGAGUUGAAAUGGCUGCGGCCAUGGCUGCUAAAAUAAAUGCCAUGUUGAUGGCAAAAGGAAAGCUGUUGACUCCUCCACCGUUACUUGCAAAGACCCCUCCAAGUGUGCCUGCGCCAGCCACUACAGAAGAGAUGGUGGUCACAGAGGUCGACAUAAAUGAUGUACCGCUAAAUUGCAGGGACCUUCUUACUAAAGGCAAAACACAGGAGGAGAUCAGACAGUUUAGUGGAGCAGUCACCUCAACCAAAGGCCAUUUCAUGACCGAAGCUGAAAAGGGUAAAGCAGGACAAAGACCUUUGUAUUUGCAUGUCCAGGGAAAGAAUCAAGAGCAGGUCAAUAAGGCUGUGCUGAGGAUAAAGGAGAUAAUCUCUGAGGACCUGUUGAGGGCCUCAGCAGCAUCAGGACAACAGGUACCUGUAAUGCCUCCGCUCACCCUCUACCCUCAGCCUCCUCGCCCCGUCAUUCCCACAUCAGCGCCGCGGAUGCCCAACACCAACUCAGUGCCAGGCCAGGGACACCGGCCUGCAGCUCCUCAUUCAGGGAGUUUUGUGCACACAAAGAUUUUUGUGGGUCUGGACCAGGCUUUGCCCUCAUUCAACGUGAAUGAAAAGGUUGAGGGUCCAGGAGGUUCGUACCUGAGUCACAUCCAGACAGAGACGGGGGCUCGAGUCUUUCUCAGGGGGAAAACUUCUGGCUACAUUGAACAAGCAUCAAAACGGGAGUCUUUUGAGCCUCUUUAUGUCUACAUCAGCCACCCAAAUGCAACUGGAUUGGAGGCAGCGAAGAAACUCACAGAGAGUCUGCUAGAAACUGUGAGAGCUGAACAUGCCCGGAUGGUGUCAGUGUACACAGCCACAGGCUCAACACAACCAUACGCAGCACAUGGAUUUCCACCUAAUAGCAAUUACUCUAGCCAGGGAUCCUGGUAUAACUACCCAGCAAAUGGGUAUGCUGGCGGCUAUUCAGCGUACCCAGGAGCCAGUGGUUAUUGGAGUAAUGCAAAUGGUCCCCCAACUCAUUCUAACAUGUCGACAAACCCUCCAUCUUCUCAGGCAAUGGUUCAGUAUCCGGUGUGUCCUAGGAAACCGCAUCCCUAUCUCGUCCAGGAUCCUGGCAGCAGUGAGACAGUGGAGCCUGAAGGAUCUUUAAACCCCCCCGCUGAUUCAGGAAGUCCCAAACGUCAUUUCCAGGAGGGGGCUAAGGAAGAACAGCCUACCAGCAGCUCUCCAGAGGGUCCUGCUCAUCAGGAGUCUGAACGUCCUGCCUCCAGUGUUGAAGAGGAGAAAGUAGUAGAAAGGAUUCUGAUGCCUCCACCGCCACCUCCCUUUGUGCUACCUGCCCCUGUUGCGCGCAAACGGACGAGAGACGCGGUAACAGAAGAUCCAGUCAGUCUGCCUGUCAGCAGCGCAUCAAUGGGUGUUAAAGAGGAGGUGUGCGAGAAGAAGUCUAAAGUGGAUGAAGAUGCAUCAGGGCUAGUGCCCUAUGGAGGAGAUUCCUCCGAUGAAGAGGAGGAGAGGAUACGCAGCAGUAAGACCGAUAACUCAUAACCCCUGUCCUGCCCCAUCCCCACUGCCCAGGAUCCCCACAGACCCAAAAUCUACAUUUAGUAUAUUUAAAACAGUUCUCAAAUCCCAUAAAAGGAAAAAUCCACUCUUGCAUUAUCACACAGAGUUUUAGGACUAUACCAGUGUUUUGCCAUGUUUUACCUCAUUUACUACAAAGAACAAAUUCAUAUUUGACAAUUUCCCAAGCAAGACGUUAAAUACAACUUUAUUACAUUUACAUUUUUUUCUUCCACCCAAGCAGACAUGGUUUUCCAUUCAUCUCCAGAUUAACAUUUCUGGUGCCACUUUGUGUACUGACAUCCAUUUUAGGACUCUAAAUACAGGUAUAUACUGUAUAGCAGUAAAAUAAAAAAUAAGGUACUAAACAGGCUGCAAAAAAAUCAAAAACAAACCACUGUUAUGGUCUUUGACUUAUCACUGGUUUCUGAUGUUCGGGGCUUUCCCGGACUCUUAAGAUGGGUUUUUAAUUUCUUGUCCUGAUGUAGGUUUUGCUUUGUGUACAUCUGUUUCAGUUAGUUUUUUCAUGUUUCUCCCAGAAUGUCUUUCUAUAAGCUCACCCAGUGGUGUGGGAAUUUAAAUAUAUGCCCACCUUUUUUAAAGCAAUUGUAAAUAUAGAAGGCCCGCCAACAAUUUUGUGUGUUUUUAGCCACAUGACUUGAAGUGCAACACAUCUUGUGGCUACAUGUCAUUAGGGAAUUUUGAGGAUAUGGUUUUAGAAAUACAAAUAUUUUCUACUGUGUUCUUCUCCGUUGUGUUAUUGCUGUUUUGAUAGAAGCCUCUUUUUUUUGGGACGGUAAAAUGUGCACUUGCCAAUCUCUUACAUGGCAGAGAAAUCUUCUCCUCACAAAACAUAUACCACUAUCAAACAAAAUUGCCACUUUUUAACAGUGUGUAAGUAUUCAGGGUGGAUUUUUCCUUUUUAAGAUGUGAAUACAAAUGUAUAAUAACUACAAGUGGAUUUUCUUUCUUAAAACACUUUAAUUUCAUUUUUCAAAGCAUCUUUGUUUUAUCAAAAACAAGCCCCUUAUUUCCUUUUUUGAACUGAAACACUUGGUCUGCUGCAGUUGCUGAUGGUAUAAAUACAUAUUGUAAAAUUCAGUGAAACUUUUCUUAUCUUGGAAAAUGGUGUAUGCCUGUUCCCAUGGAAUACUAUAAUAAAAAGAACUGAAAACCC
Molecule: messenger RNA, 3080 nt
Organism: Dicentrarchus labrax (European seabass)
Lineage: Eukaryota; Metazoa; Chordata; Actinopteri; Moronidae
Product: KH homology domain-containing protein 4
Exons: 14
Coding region: 131-1888 (585 amino acids)
Cellular component (GO): nucleus
Molecular function (GO): RNA binding
Source: RefSeq, a predicted model, not a curated record